This is a messenger RNA of Saccostrea echinata, 1203 nucleotides long. RefSeq lists its product as uncharacterized. Gene Ontology annotation, molecular function: nucleic acid binding. Lineage: Eukaryota; Metazoa; Mollusca; Bivalvia; Ostreida; Ostreidae. The record is from RefSeq and is a predicted model, not a curated record. The transcript has 2 exons. The coding region runs from base 1 to 1203 and encodes 400 amino acids. Gene Ontology annotation, biological process: DNA integration.
AUGCAGAAACCUGGAAAAAUCAGUACUCCUAAAAGUGACGAAAGAGACGAUAGUGGAUUUUCUUCCUUUUUAGACACUCAAGUAAGUAGUCCUAUAGAAGAUCCAGGAACCGUCAUUAAAAAAACCCAUUUCAACCCCUGUAGGGACAAGGAGAUUUAUUAUGAUCCUAAAAGAGGGUACGGAGGAAUACAAGCUUUGUAUCGUCAGGUCAAACCUUUAGGAAUUUCCCUGAAAAAGAUUCGAGACUGGUUAAAAGAACAAGAUACUUAUACUUUACAUAAACCCAUUCAAAGAAAAUUCCACAGACAACAAACUAGAGUGACCGAUAUAGAUGAACAAUGGCAAUUAGAUUUAGCAGAUGUGUCCAGUUUAAAGAAAUAUAAUGAUGGAUAUACGUUUUUAUUGUGUGCCAUUGACGUCUUAUCUAAAUAUGCCUGGGUAGUGCCUUUAAAACAGACAACGGGAAAAGAAAUGAUUCGAGGAUUACAAGAGAUUUUUCAACAAGACGGACGACGUCCCAUCCGCAUUCAAUCCGAUCAAGGCAAAGAAUUUACCAAUCGAGAAUUCUUACACACUUUUAAAUCCAUUCAUUUUUUUACUACUCGUAAUACGGACACUAAAGCCAGUAUCGUGGAACGAUUUCAGAGAACCCUCAAAGCACGCAUGUGGCGUUAUUUCACUCGUCAUAAAACCAGACGGUAUGUAGACGUCUUACCGGAUUUAGUAUAUGCUUACAAUCAUUCUUAUCAUCGAAGUAUUAAAAGAUCACCAGCUCAAGUGAAUGCUUCUAAUGUAUUGAAAGUCUGGAAAACUUUAUAUGGGGAAAAAUCUCAAACAUUCCCUAAAAAACCUCAAUUUAAACAAGGAGAUCGGGUCCGCAUUAGUAAAGCUAAACGCACUUUUGAAAAAGGAUAUUUACCCAAUUGGACUACAGAACUGUUUACCAUUUCUAAAAGAGUGGCUGGAAGAUAUCCUUAUGUGUAUAAAAUCCAAGAUGAUCAUGGUGAGGAAUUAGAAGGCACUUUUUACGAGAAAGAAUUACAACAGAUUAAUAAAAAAGAUGAUGUGUACGAAGUAGAAGAAAUUUUGGGGUAUAAAAAGCGACGUGUAGGGAAAAAAAUCAUUCAAGAAGUCAAAGUGCGGUGGAAAGGAUAUCAUCCUAGUUUUGAUUCAUGGAUUCCCCAAACGAAUCUCAUUCAAUAA